AUGAGCAGCUUGAUUGGCAGCACAUUGCACUUUGAUGUGCGCAUUCCGCACAACUUUGGUCUGAAGGUGCUACCAUUGCUGGACAGCUUGAAGGUGAUCAAAACCAAGUGUCGAGUGGAGGGAGAGUCGGAGCGUAUAAAGGCGCUGGACAACUGCAUGAUACUCUGGCUCCGUUCUCGUCGCGCAAACCGGGCAGGCACCUGGUAUAUGUUUGGCAAGGUCUCCUACUUCUCUUACAUGGCGUGCAGAUCGGCUGAUUACUGCUGUACCUCACCCAGUUUCUCCCGGGGCUGCCUUCUUCUCUGUAAAGUGGCUCUCGGUAAAACUCACGACUGUUUCGUUGGCAGCACCUCUCGAUGCCUCAGGCAAAUUGGUGGUGGCAAAGUUAAAUCUGUGCCCUAUUGA
Echinococcus granulosus is the source of this 405-nucleotide messenger RNA. Its product is annotated as Poly [ADP-ribose] polymerase. The transcript has 3 exons. Gene Ontology annotation, molecular function: NAD+ poly-ADP-ribosyltransferase activity. NCBI's taxonomy places the organism in Eukaryota, Metazoa, Platyhelminthes, Cestoda, Cyclophyllidea, Taeniidae. The record is from RefSeq and is a predicted model, not a curated record. Bases 1 to 405 code for a protein of 134 amino acids.